Messenger RNA from Hydatigera taeniaeformis, 561 nucleotides. NCBI's taxonomy places the organism in Eukaryota, Metazoa, Platyhelminthes, Cestoda, Cyclophyllidea, Taeniidae. The record is from the annotation of a GenBank genome assembly.
AUGAAUGAUUUGGAAUCUCUCUUUCCCUAUGUACUUCUCUACUCAGUGCUCCCACGGAUAAAAGCUCUUGCUCUUCUCUCAUGUCAUGCUUCUGCGUCGGUAGCGGAGACAUCGAGGUCUGCGCAAUCAAUGGCGAUAGAAACAGUCACUCCUCCGCGUCGGCGCCAUAGAGAUGCGGUGUCGGUUCUGCGCGCACUGGCGAGCUGUGUAACACCUCACCUCGGUCUGCCUGCCUAUGGCUGUGCUCUUGAACCCUGGCUCGGUGCUCCUGGCCUGCGUCAACGCUCGAACCGUUUGGCCUUUGCUGCGGGGCGCAACGCUGCCCGCCAUGUGGCUCGUAGAUAUCUUGCCAAUGAUCUUACGGCCCUAGCUACGGAGGCACCGCGAAUAGACUGUCUCAUGCCGCUGCAGACAGGUGAGUCGAUUCGCAAAGAGCUUGCAGAGGGUGUCAUCUCCCAACAAGAGGCGAUGGAACGUCUCCUCCUCCUCCUUGCGCCCAAGGACACUUGGGAGCUCUAUAAAAAUGCUGGAAAUACGGUGAGCCUCGCGGUUUCUUCGUAG